AUUUAAUAUAAUGCUAUGCUAUAUUAUUCUCUUAGGAUUAGAAGUAGUGCUAGGGUAAAUAUUAAAUACACCCACAUUCUUCAAUUUCAACGAUCAUAUUUCAACAUUUAUAACUUCAAAAAAUGAAUCAAAUAUAUCAAGUACUCAUAAUUGUUUGAUUGUGCCAUGUACUGUUGUUCCAAGACAAUAAAAUUGCAUGGUUAUUACAAAACUUACUUAUGGUGGAGAUUGCUAUACAAGACCAAUCCAAUCGAGUUUAAACUUCACAACUGAGGAAGAUGUAGUAACUUUAGAAUUUGCUUACUUUGCUGCUCAUCAUCCUUAAUCAAAAAGUCCAUAUACAGGAAUUGUCAUAGGUUGGACAAAUGAUGAUGAUGAAUUUUACUGGAUUGCUGCAGAGGAUAUCAAAUUAAUAACAUCUGGAGUAAACUAAACAAAUAAAUAUGCUUAAUUUGUUACUAUAAACAGUCUUGCUGAAAAUAUAUGGACAAAAGUAUAUAAAUACUAUAAUUAUAGGUUAGGGUUCAUAUAAGACCUAAUUCAACAAAACCAUUUCGAGUGAUCUUUGAAGCUUUUUCUGCAGCUACUGAUUUUGCAGGUUAGUUUUUGGUGACUAAUAUAUCAAUAUUUGAUAGAGGAAUCUGUUCUGAGGGAUGCAGCAGUUGUUUAUCUUAUUCUGAAUGUACAUCAUGUGAGAAAGGAAGACUUUAUAGAGGAGUUUGUGUAAAUGAUUUCUGCUUUUAUGAUGCUGGAACUAUUACUGCUAAUAAAAUCUCUGUUGGAUGGAUUUCAGAAUAGAAUGCUUUGUAUGGUAUAGUCUUAAAGAAUAUUAAAAUACGUGAAUGUCAUAUGGUCAAAUUUAUUAUGAACAAAGCCAAUAAUAAUUAUAUUGAUGGUUCAAAUCCAAAUUUGGCUAUCUAUUAAUAUGGCUUUAAAAUUUUUGAGAAUACUUUAAAAACUGCUGGUUGUUAAUAUUCAGAAAAACUUCCAAUUUCUAACUAAGCCGGAUAUUCAUGUCUUUUUGAAUUUUUCUUGUUCUUAAACAAUACUUCUGUCGAUUUAGUAAAUAUAACUUGGACAUAAGAAUUUUAUUAUCCAAAUGACAGUAGUAUUAUUGUUGCAGGAGAUAUUAAGGCUGAUUAAGUUGAAUUUGGAGUUUUGGCUUAAUCAAUUUAACUGAAUGAAGCAUCUACAAAAGUAGAAGGGAAGAUACUUUUAUGUUAAAGCUCAUCCUGUAGAUCAUUUUACGAAGAACCACAAGUAUUGUAUUUAAAUGAACCAUUUUACAUUCUAGUAAUGCUUGACAACAAAUACAUGGAUUUUGGAGCAGAUUUUAAAUUUCAAUUAGUUAGUGCUAUGGUUCUUGGAAAUGGCACAUCUAUAACUUUAAGGACAGGAAAUGAAAAAGAAAAAAAUAUGACUGCUACAAUUUAUACAUUUAAAGUGCCAGCAGCUGUUUAGAAUUGCACAAUAUCAAUCACAGCUUAAUUAGUUGAAAGAGAUUUAGAAGAUAACUAUCCAUCAGAAAGUAGAAGAAUACUACUAAGAAGACUUUUAUAAUCUCCUAACUAAACAACCUAAAGUGCUAAUUCAGGAUAUUCUGUAUCAGGUAAUAUAAAAGUUGAAAGUAUUGAGAUUUUGCCAUAUUGGAAGGUAUAUCCAAAAGAUGCUCCUUAUAUUAUCAUAGGAGUUUCAGCUGGUCUAGUAAUUAUGGCAAUUAUUGUGUAUUGUGCUUGUUUGACAUUCAAUUAGACUAGAGGAACUAAUAAUAGCUCUCAGAGAAAUUAUGCGAUCAAUAAUCUAACUUUAGUUGAGGAUUAAAAAGAAAUAGAGGAAAUAAGACGCAUUUUUUCAGAAAAUAAUAAGAAUAAUGGGUAGCAAAACUGAAAUUGAUUUAUUAAUACA
Molecule: messenger RNA, 1905 nt
Organism: Paramecium sonneborni
Lineage: Eukaryota; Ciliophora; Oligohymenophorea; Peniculida; Parameciidae
Source: the annotation of a GenBank genome assembly